UUCACGUCAAUGCUCAUGUGCUCCGACCCUCCCUGACCCCUCCUAGCAAGCAGCAGAGUCUCUCGGGUUCGAGCUCCAUCGGGCCGCCGCCGGCGGCGUCCAUGUUCGUUGGGCGGAGCACAAGGUGUGAAAUCCACCAUGAUGCUACUGAUGAGGCUCUCCUUCUCCUUUGUCCAUCGGUUAUCAGACAACCGUGUAUGAGGCGUCCACCGUCGUACACGCAUUUGAUCGUGCUAAUGCGCCUGGCUGUGGGUUGGCUUCUGUUGGGAUGCUCCAAGGUUGUUCUGCAGAUUUUUAGAACACUGAGGGCAUAUCUUGGCUUGGAAUGCUGCUGGGUCGAUGAAGGUCAGGCAACAUGGCAGGUUUUGCUUACUCGUGGCUGUAUGUUGGCUUCGUGCUGGCGGGCUAUAGUUCUCCUGUCACAAAUCAUGGAGACAUUCAUCCUCACAGAUUUCUGCUCCUGCUAUGUGAAAAGAUGCUAUCCAAGCCACAUUACCCUUACCUGACAUGCAGAUGCUAUCUAAGCAUUUGUGUUCUAACCGAGAUAAAUAACGUUUUUCAUUAAAUCAAUAAGAGCAGCACAAAGUCUAGGUCCCUGUCUCGGUGGCAGACGGAAGGAGGGGAAGGAGAGCAGAUGUUGUGGUCAUAUAUUUUGAUGUAACACAUGGCAAGUAGUGUAUGCCCAUUGAAAUAUGUCGACGAUAUGUAUACAAGUGUCAACAAAAGCACCAUUUAACCAUUAUGACAGAUGUUUCUAUGAUUGUUAGCUGACAUAGCAUUUGUUGUGAUGUUGCUGGAA
Messenger RNA from Triticum dicoccoides, 799 nucleotides. RefSeq lists its product as uncharacterized. The coding region runs from base 102 to 506 and encodes 134 amino acids. The record is from RefSeq and is a predicted model, not a curated record. The transcript is spliced from 4 exons. NCBI's taxonomy places the organism in Eukaryota, Viridiplantae, Streptophyta, Magnoliopsida, Poales, Poaceae.